This is a messenger RNA of Sycon ciliatum, 3995 nucleotides long. RefSeq lists its product as uncharacterized. Bases 1 to 3576 code for a protein of 1191 amino acids. Lineage: Eukaryota; Metazoa; Porifera; Calcarea; Leucosolenida; Sycettidae. The transcript has 20 exons. The record is from RefSeq and is a predicted model, not a curated record. Gene Ontology annotation, molecular function: calcium ion binding. Gene Ontology annotation, biological process: positive regulation of protein localization to ciliary membrane. Gene Ontology annotation, cellular component: plasma membrane protein complex; ciliary membrane.
AUGUCGUCGGAGAGUGACGAGGUAGCGCGCAACGCAUGGCUGUUUGUGUUCAAGACGAGAAAGUUCACCGUACGACACGAUGAUGACCUGGAGAAAGGUCGCAUCAUCUAUACCGACUUCAAGGCUAUUGUUCGCGCACAGUUUGCCGGCCGCAGUAGCAAGGACGUGGCACGAGAUGCGCGGGAGAGCCUGCUGAAGGCGUUCAAGAAACUGGAUCUGAACAGCGACGGGUACCUAAGCCGUGCGGAGCUGACACGGAUGCUAACAAAGCGCUGGAUAGACGGUGUGCUGGCGAUCAUGAUCGACCACAUUCUCUUCCUCUCGCGGAGACCUUUCCAGGAAGCCCUAGAUUGUGGCAGUGAUGCUGUGUCUGUAAGGCAGAUGCAGAGGAGGUCGGCAGAAAUCCGACAGGCGAAAGAGGUAGUCUGUGGGGGCACUGUUGGUGUCGGUAAGCAAGAUGCCUAUGAGCUGCGUAGUAUGGUUUCGUCACCAAUGGUUGUGGCAUGCAACCUCACAGAGAUUGUCCUUUUCUUCUUGGACCAGUACGAGGAGGCUGCCUUACAUCUUGAUCUCGGAAUCUAUUUAUGGGUCUUUGACUCCUUUGUCAAGGAGUGUAAGCACAUUGAUUUGAAAAUGGCAUGCGAGGUAGAGCAAGGUGACCCAAUGUCCGAAGAUGAAGUCGCUGCCAUAUUCAAGAUGGCUGAUCGUAACGGAGAUGGGAGGCUCGACUUUGAAGAGUUUGCCAGCAUUUUUGAGUCGACGUUGAAGGCAUCUCAGCGUGCAGCCAAACGCAAACAGGAUGGACGUGCGAGCGCCAAACACGACCGAGAGCAGCAGCUGAACAGCACACGCCAGCACGAGGAUGCACAGCGACAGCUGCUCGGGGAACUUGAGAAGCAGCGUCAGGCGGUCGCAGAGGAGCGCGAUCGACUCACAGAGCAGCAGAGGCAGUACAAGGACGAGGUCCGGACUCUGUGCGAGCGCGUGGCCCAGGCCGAGAGUGCCGCAACGAUGGCCAAGCAAGAGGCCGCCGAGGCCAGGGAGAAAGCUCGGCAUGAAGCCGAGGCCGAGGAGAGAGCGCGGCGCGAAGCCGAGGAGCUUGCGGCGACAUCGGCAAAGACGCGGGCGUUGAGCACCGCGCCCGGUCCAUCCCCGCCCAGCCUGGCCGUGCCCGGCGGCCACGAGUUGCAAUCGUCAGCCAGCGACACAAACCUGCUACACUGGCAAGGAGUACCGGUGCCAGCACCCCCUGCGGGGUUACCCCCAGUGCAUGGCAGGCGUAAUAGACUACGGAAUGUACGCGAUUCAGGCAAUGUACCUGUGCGGGUAAAGGAUGUGAAAACUGGAUCCGAAGCCAGCACACCGGCAGAAGAAAAACGCACCGAAGCGGAGCCAAGCGUCACGGCCGAAUCAACUGCGAUCAGUGUUGUCAUGCCGACGGAACCUUGUGCUGAUCCCGCUCCAGAGGAAACGCCAAGCAACACCCAAGACCAGCCUGCACCAGCCUCUAGCAGCACUGCCUCUGUUCACAGUCUAACCACCGAACCACCCAUUAAAGAUCCAACACACGAGGUGACAGAGCAGAAAGCAACCACCAGCAGCAGCAGCAUCAGUAUCAGCAGCAUCAGCAUCAGCAGUGCAGAAAGCAAAGCAGAUGAGAAGACAUCCAUGCCAGCAGCGGAUGACAUUGAGGACGCAGCGGAAGAGUCCAUCGUCGAUGAGCUUGCCGACCAGAACAAUUUGAGCGCUGCACUGGACGACAUCCUGUUUGCAACAACACGACUGCUCAAGAGGAUAGUGACAAGUCCGCAAGCCGUCAUCUCCUCUGCCAGCCUUGAAGCAGCUGCCACAGAGCAGGAUAAGGAAAGCCAGCCUGCAGCAGAGCCAGACCAACCUGGCCAGCCAGAAGAAAAUAAGUCGGCUACGGAAGCCAAGCCUGAGGCGGCGCAAGAGGAUGCGAGUGAAGUACAAGAUGAUGAUGAAAAUCAACCGUCCAGGAAAGCUUCUGCUAACCGCGAUGAAGAUAGCGACAGUGAGCAGCUUGAACUCUUGGUCACCGAGAUGCAGGAACAGCUCGGCGAGACGAGGAGAGAGCAGGCGAACACCGGAGGAGACGACAGCGGCCAGGGUGAAGACGACAAGGAGGAUAGCGCUGAAAGGCUCUCACAACCCUCACAGGCAAGCAUAUCGUCCAUGCCUGCUGCAGAGAAAGAGGCAGUGGAAGCCAAGGAAACUGAAGAAGAAGAAGAAAAAGAAGAAAAUGCCAAGGUAGAGGACACACCUAGUUCUACCGGGGAGCCUGCAGAGAGCAGUCAAGCCGAUGGAAGGCAGCCAAAGGAUGACGAGAAAGGAGACGAGCAAACAGAGCAGAAGGGCAUGUGCACACUUUCUUCAGCGGAGAUUCCAUCCACUUCCGAGUUGAAGGAUUGGCUGUGUAUGUCCUUCAAGGGAUGUAUAUUUGCUAAUGAUGCCAGCGCUAUCUGCACACACCAGUACCUGCUGACCGUCACCAAGAAGACAAGGCUGUUUGGAACGCUCACGCUGAAAGGUCCUGCAAAGCCUAUUGAUGUCGGGAUUGCGUUGGCCAAAAUCAAGCAGCCGGCGAGUAAGGACGGUAGCGACGAAGACAUCAACUCUGCGCCGGAACUGUUGGAAGCUGUCAUCUCGAAUGCAGUGCAGGAUGAUGCAGUAUGCGUAGUGGCAGAUGUUGAUCCGGGGGAGUAUGUGUUCUCACCCUUCACAUCCUGUGCCAAGCUAGAGUCAGUGUUCUCAUCCCCGGACCGGGUGAACAUCGAUGAAGAGAACACGGAGAGUAACGGUGAAAUGCUGACGGCCGAUGAGAAGAUGCUGCCCCGUGUAAAAGCAGCGUUUGAGGAAGUAUUUCGCCGCCAUGACUUGGACGGAAGCGGUGGGUUGGAUCGGGACGAGUACACAUAUUUUCAUGAGCGCUGCGGGGAGGACAGUCUUGGAGACGAAGACUGGCAGGUCAUCAUAGAUAACUUCACCACGAAUCCCUCCGGAGAACUGACCCUGAACGGAUUUCUGCAGCUGCAGAUGGCAAUUCUACGCGAUACGGUUGACAGCAACAAUCUGGAGUCCUGGCGUAUCAUUGACGCAAUGGGGUACAAUAGAAAACUGGAGCUGGUGGAGGCCUGGCCAUUCUCUUGUGAGGUGAACAUGAGUAGUGAUGACGAGGCAUCGGUGUCCGUCUACGAACUCACGCCAGAUCCAACCAUAGCCGACGGAGCACUGGAGUACGCCGCGUGUCGUCAUGGUGACAAACUGCAGCUGUCCGACGACACGGCAGACUCUUCCACGACUGGCGCAUUGGAGGUGUAUUCCUUGCCGUGGGGAGUCGGGCACUGUGAAACGAUCGUGGCUUGGAACAGGGGCAGCGACAGUGUCUCCGUGACCUGCGACUUGUCCGACUGCAGCAACAUUGUCAGCAGCCGCCAUCAGACCAAUACUUCCGAUGUGCUUGUUGCCGGGGAGACCAAGAUUCUUCACCAUCUUGUAGCUGACAGCGGAGGCAAAGAGGCGAAAGUGGUAUGCAAGGUUUCAAGUGCAAGUGCCUGAUUUCCCAACGGUUGACCUUUUAGCACGACUGGCCAACCUGGGGUUUUGCCGGGCUUAUGACGCCAAUCACCAUCAUGCAAAUAAUACAACUUCGCUCUGCGUGUUGAAUCUAGUGGCAAGAGAACAGUGUCUGAAUCGGAUAUAACUACUUGCUUGCUUUUUGUUUAGCAUGCAUGGAUGUUGCUGCUCGAUACUGCGAGAGCUGCUAACGUUGCAUGCUCUACACACUAGAGGAUCCUGGCUUGGGUGUCAACUGCAUGUAGGACUGAGGAAGUGUUGUUGGAUGGCUGGAACUGUGGCACUGGCAUGUUCCUCUCCACCUGUAUGCGUGUGCGUAAUUUCUUUUGAAGGACUUGAAAUUAAAAUGGUCAUAAUUAUUGUCUGCAUGUCUUGUACGAUACUCAGUUUAUGAUCAGAGA